AUGAUAGCUUCUGAAGAACUUUCCAUAGGUAAUGUUCGCUUCACAACUUAUGAUCUCGGUGGACAUUUACAAGCUCGACGUCUUUGGAAAGAUUAUUUUCCGGAAGUUUCCGGGAUUGUCUUUAUGGUUGAUUCUCAAGACCGUGAAAGAAUUGCAGAAAGCAAAACUGAAUUAGAUGCUCUCCUAUCAAUUGAAGAACUGUCAACGGUUCCUUUCUUGAUUUUGGGAAAUAAAAUUGAUGCACCAGGAGCAAUUUCUGAAGAAGAAUUGCGUUAUUCUUUGGGAUUGUAUCAGACAACUGGCAAGGGUAAAGUUCCAUUGAAGGAUAUUCGACCAAUAGAAGUCUUUAUGUGUUCAGUUGUAAUGAGACAAGGAUACGGUGAAGUUGACGAUUUGACAUUCAUCAAAGGAGAGCCGAUAAUAUUGGGUGGACCAGUGCCAAAUGAUGGGUCGUUGAAUACAAUUAUUGUGGAGUUUUGGGCUUCUUGGUGUCAACCAUAUAAUAGUGGAGAAAGUGAAAGAAAGACUGGCCGCGACACAAUCCCUCAUCUAUCGAAGAUACAACAAAAGUAUCGUGAUCAAGGAAUAAAAGUACUAGGAAUAACUAACGAAAAGAAAGCUAAUGAAGUAAUUGAAUUCGUCAAUAACAUGGGGGAUAACAUGAACUAUUCAGUGGCAUUUGACAAGAAUCGUACUGCCAAAAAAGCACUAUUUGUACCAAGUGGUUCCCCGGGAAUCCCUACCGCGUUUAUCCUGGUCAACAAUAAAGUGAUCUGGAGUGGGCAACCGGGACUCGAUGAGGAGUUUGAUAGAUUGGUGGAACAAGCUGCGAACGAAAAGACUUCAACGUGUCUUGACCACUCUCCUUUACUCAUAAAAGAAAUGCGGCGCACAACUGGCACUAGUAAAAGGGCAAAUACCUCAGGGGCAUCUGCUGCUUCUGGUACACGCGGCAUAGAUAAUAGCAAGAGCAACAAUGAUACUAAUGGGGUUUCUAGCACAGUAAAGAGCACCUCUACUCUUACUCGUAGCAACACCACGAGCUCCUUACUCACUCCACGUUCCAAAAUCUCAAGGUCGCCUUCACCGCGUUUAGGCGUCAUUUCCGAUUCUAUUCCCGCCACAAAUGCUAGAACCUCGAAUACACUUAAACCAUCUAUCACAAGCUCGCGAACUACUAAUGGUGUUUCUAGCACAGUAAAGAACACCUCUACUCUUACUCGUAGCAACACUACGAGUUCCUCACUCACUCCAAAUCGAACUUCAAAUACAAAUAACCCAUCGACAACAGCACGAUCCAAGGUCUCAAGGUCGCCUUCACCGCGUUUAGGCGUUAUUUCUGAUUCUACUCCCACCACAAAUGCUAGAACCUCAAAUACACUUGAACCACCUAUUACAAGCUCGCGAAAUUCUAGAUCUCCUUCACCGUCAUCUUCUAUUGUUGGAAAGACCAAUACAACUAACAAAUCCGCAUCGAAAACAGCCAAACCUAUCAAAAAUAAGAGGACUUCCCGAUCUCCUUCACCAUCACCUGAUACCGGAGAACCAACUGCACGUCGAUUAAAUCUGUCUAAUCGCUCUUUAAGUGAAAUCCCCGAAGAUGUUUGGAAAAUGUAUGAGACAGAUACGGCAAACAUCGAUUUGGAUUUUGGUGCUGCUAGAUCGGAUAUAUGGUAUGAGGCUGUCGAUUUAACGCGAAUGGUGAUUGCCGAUAAUCAUUUGCAAUCAAUCGAUAAAAGAAUAGCUGAAUUUCGUUCACUGGUUUUUAUAGAUCUUCACAAUAAUAAAUUGUCAACUCUUCCAGAUGAGUUUGGCGAAUUAUCAAAUCUAGUCACAUUAAAUCUAUCUGCCAAUGAAUUCACCGAACUUCCAAACUGUUUGACUUCUCUUUUAUCACUGAUUGAGCUUCAAAUUUCGUCCAACAAACUAUCGGGAACUUUAGAUUCAUCAUUUGGAAAUUUGUCAAAGCUUGAGCUCCUUGAUAUAUCUUUUAAUGAGAUCACGGGAUUACCCGAGGAAAUUCAAAAUUGUAAGAAGCUUCGGAAAUUAAUAUUGAAGAAGAAUAAACUAAAAGAGAUCCCGGGACUUGCGUUAAGUGGAAUGAGUAGACUAGAAGAGUUGGAGGUUAAUGAAAAUCAAUUGGAAAAAAUAUUUGGUGGACUUGAUGGUACGCCGGUGAAUCUACCUUAUCUCAAGCGAUUAGAUCUUCGCCAAAAUAGAUUAGAGGCUUUAGACGAGGAACAAGAGGCGACAUUAUUCAAACCAUCCAUAUCAUUGCCGGCACUCAAAGAAUUAUUAAUUUCUUUCAAUAGAAUAGAAUCAUUAGGGCCUUUACUUCAUACCACGACUAAGCUGGAAAUCCUUGAUAUUGCAGAUAAUAAGUUCAAAGAGAUCCCAGAAGGACUAACCGCGUUGAAGAUGCUUAAGCGAUUGGAUUUGGGAAAUAAUGGACUUCGAGUGUUGCCUGCUGAAUUAGGAUUAUUGACUUCUUUGGAUCUACUUGUCUGGGAAGGAAAUCCUUUGAGAAAUGCCCCAAAGGGAUCUAAAUCGACGACAGCACUUCUUAAAACACUAAGAGAUCGACUGUCCUUAGUUGAUCUUGAUAAUAUGAAUAGACCAACAAUACCUGAACACAUUCCUUCUCCUAAUAAUCGAGGACGAAUUGGUAGUAGGCGAGCAGAUUCUUAUGAUGGUGCAUUCUCUGGACCUUUAGGCACUAUCACUCUUCAAGCAGUUGCAUCAAAGACAUUAGACCUGUCAAAAAAAGCACUUUCUUCAAUCACUGAUACGGAAUUGAGCUCAUUAGCAUUUGAACCGACAAGUGUUUAUUUAGGCUUUAAUGCAUUCACGAAUAUUCCUGCCUCUUUUUCAAUAUUCCAAAAUAUCAUCACUACUCUUCAAGUAGAUCACAAUAAAUUGACCACUUUUCCAAGUUUCGAAGAUAAAUCAGUAAUUUUCGUGAAUCUUGUGACACUAGACCUAUCUGCAAAUCAAAUAACAUCAUUGCCGGAUGAAUCAGAACAUACAGCAUUUCCAAAUCUGCAAAUUUUAAAUCUUAAUCAAAAUCGGAUGUCCGCGUUACCAUCCAAACUACCAUUUCCAAAACUUAAGACAUUUCUUGCAUCAAUGAAUGCGCUUACCGCAAUUACACCCUCAACAUUUGAGGAUAUGGAAGUGGUCGACGUAUCAAAUAAUAAUAUUGGUCAUUUACCACCGCAGUUGGGUAAUAUCAAAACGAUAAAAACUCUAUUGGUCGAGGGAAAUUCUUUUCGAGUCCCAGGAUAUGCGGUAGUUCGUCAGGGAACUAGUGGAUUGAUGGAAUGGUUGCGUGGUAGAAUCGUGGUUCGAUGA
Messenger RNA from Ambispora gerdemannii, 3351 nucleotides. The record is from the annotation of a GenBank genome assembly. Lineage: Eukaryota; Fungi; Glomeromycota; Glomeromycetes; Archaeosporales; Ambisporaceae.